Planococcus citri (citrus mealybug) is the source of this 1959-nucleotide messenger RNA. RefSeq lists its product as uncharacterized. Lineage: Eukaryota; Metazoa; Arthropoda; Insecta; Hemiptera; Pseudococcidae. Bases 397 to 1854 code for a protein of 485 amino acids. The record is from RefSeq and is a predicted model, not a curated record. The transcript is spliced from 7 exons. Gene Ontology annotation, molecular function: nucleic acid binding; metal ion binding; hydrolase activity.
AAUCUGCUAGUUCAUCAAAGCACUAAAGCUAAGGACUAAUUUUCAUUUUUUUUUUCAAGGAUAAAGUUGAGCAAAUUUUCGUAGCCAAUUUUCUACAUGGGUUUCCAUACAACACUGACACAAUUGAACUAAAAUUAUUCGACGACCUGACGUCUCAUAGUUACGUAUUAUAGGCAGUUGGUGACACUUAAUGUAAACAGAACGUGUGUACUUACAUAAGAGAAACACACAUUGGUAUGUAGUACAAAAACCACACUUCAAUUAUGACUUCUAUAGUUAUACGUUUUUAUUCAUUUUUUUUGAAAUAAUAAUCGAAAUCAGCUAAGUUUAUUGAGAAAACAUCUCAUAAAUCUUGUUAACGAACAGAAACUUGUGCGGAUCACGUAGCACACAUUCAUGUACGUAUUAAGCUCGGUAGUCUUAUUUCUUCGACUGAAGUGUGAAGUUUUAUCACCGUAUUCGAAUCAAGUGUGGAAAAUGUCUAAAUUAUUAUUCUUGGCGAUACUAUUUCUCAACUUGAGCUUGAUCCAUGGUCCAUCAUUGCUAAGCAUGGCACCGAAACAAAUCAGGAAUAUGGCUGAGACAGCAUUCAAACGUAGGAGUAAAAGUUCACCCAAUGACCUACUUGCAAACACACCUUCCACUCUUAAAAUGCCAGAAAAAGACAUCACACAAGGACUUACCAAGUCCAUCACAUAUCGACCACUGGUGAUCGAAGUGUCUAAAGAAGGGGAUCUCUAUUUACCAUCGAAAAAAAACAUGGACAAAUUUUUAAAUCCUUCUAAAUCCACGGAUGGUAUUCCUCCGGUACUCAAAUAUUUUUGUCCAACUGAAAGCUCGGACAAAGAUACUUGCUUAUUAGCAACUCGCAAUCGACAAUGUACUGGAAAAGCUAAACCAAUAAUUGCACCAUUACUGACGGAAGAAUUGCGGCCAGUUUUUUGCGGUCCUCAUGACGAAGGUGAAAUGUAUACUUUUUCCUAUCAACUUUGUUUCAAAUCGGAAACCGAUCACCAGGAUACGAAGAAAAUGGAUAAACUCGAAGAAAAAGAGUACGUUGUGUAUGAUAUUUGCUACAAUCACACAGCAAAGGAAACAAUAUACACAUUACACGAGCUACGUUGGGCAACAUUACUACUAAACGAAGAAUUGAAAGAAGAAGAAGAAAUAGAUUUCGAAAUGAGCACAUACGACUACGGACAUUUUGAAAACUAUUUCAACAUCGCCAAAGAAACAUACUCGAAACCAGAAAACUCGAAUAAAGCCAAACAACUCGUGCCACCGGGUGACUUUGUAUUCGCUUUGCAAAAAAUACCGACAUUUCAUUACAUCAAUGUCAGACCGUUACACGAAGACCUCAUCGAAUUAUGGGACUACAUUAGCGAACUAAUACGUAACAGCGAAAUUGCAAUGCUCAAUGUCCGUCACCUGAUUUACACGGGAGCUUACAGAAUAACCGAAGAUGCUUCGAAGAUGGAAUACAUUGAAAAUGGUAACAUCUCCAUACCAGAACUAUGGAUUAAAGUCGUACUGAUCAAGGAUUUGAAGAAAGAAAGAUUUGGUUUGGCGAUUUUGAUGAAAAAUCAUAACGCAAAAGAAUCGCAGAAGAAAUUUGAAGACUACUGCGAAGAGGAUUUUUGCAAUAUCAGCGAUAGAAAAGAUGAAGUUUUCAAAAAUUUUAGCACUGUUGGCAGCAGUGUCCGGUGUUGCUUGAUAAGCACUGAGAUUCUGAAGUUCUUUAAUUUGAGUGAGAAAUACAAAGCUGAGAGCAUCAAGUUUCUACCAAUAGAUGGUCUAAUUGAUUCGCAGUACUUGCAGAAGAAAAUAAAAAAUAAAAAAGCAUCGAAAAAUUAGACCAGAUUAAACUCGUUAAAUCAAGAAUUUAAAAGAAAUUUUCAGUUCGAAGCACAGGUCAUCCAUAAUUAUUGGAUUAUCGUUUAAGAAUGAAUAAAAGUUAUU